Molecule: messenger RNA, 1446 nt
Organism: Hemicordylus capensis (graceful crag lizard)
Lineage: Eukaryota; Metazoa; Chordata; Lepidosauria; Squamata; Cordylidae
Gene: CFAP298
Product: cilia and flagella associated protein 298
Exons: 9
Coding region: 254-1126 (290 amino acids)
Biological process (GO): regulation of cilium movement
Source: RefSeq, a predicted model, not a curated record
GUCUCGCGAGACAUCCGGGCUUUGAUCCGAUUCUUUCUCCCUUCCGUUGCGUAAUGACGACAGUGUGGGCAAGUGAAGCAAGAACGGUGCUGUCAUUGGCUGGGAAAGACGCGGUGGGACAAGGGGAAGCUGUCGCCGAAGGGUCUCGCCUCCAGUGAGUCCUGGACAUUUUAGCCCUUCUUUGUGAGCUGGGUGCUGUUUUUAUUGCUUUGAAAACUGAUAGGCCUGUCUCCAUUGUUGGGUGAUAUCUGAAAUGGUUCUGCUCCAUGUGAAACAUGGUGAUGAGAGCCAGUUCCUGCUAGAGACACUGGGCUCCACUUCCAUAGAGGAUUUAACACAAGAAGUGACCAAGAUCUACAAUGGAAGGCUCAAAGUUCAUCGUAUUUGUGCAGAAAUUGAUACGCUGGCAGAACACGGCAUUUUUUUACCUCCUAACAUGCAAGGCCUGACUGAUGAGCAAAUUGAAGAGCUGAAGCUGAAGGAUGAAUGGGCAGAAAAAUGUAUUCCAAGUGGUGGAAGUGUCUUUAAAAAAGAUGAUGUGGGACGAAGAAAUGGCCAUGCUCCAAGUGAAAAAAUGAAACAAGUUUUAAAAGCAACAGUCGAAGAAGCGAAGGCACUAAUAAGUAAGAAACAAGUUCAAGCUAAUAUGUGUGUUAAUAUGGGUAUGGUGAAAGAUGCACUGGACCAACUCCGAGGAGCUGUCAUGAUUGUUUAUCCAAUGGGACUUCCUCCAUAUGACCCGAUUAGAAUGGAGUUUGAAGAUAAAGAAGACUUGUCAGGAACUCAUGCUGCACUUGAGGUUAUUGAGGAACCAGAUGCACAAUUGUGGUGGGCAGCAAAGGAGCUGAAAAGAACAAACAAGCUUUCUGACUACGUGGGCAAAAAUGAGAAAACCAAAAUUAUUGUCAAGAUACAGAAAAAAGGACAGGGAGCCCCCGCACGGGAGCCUAUCAUAAGCAACGAAGAGCACAAACAAAUGAUGCUUUUUUAUCACAGAAGGCAAGAAGAACUCAAGAAAUUAGAAGAAAAUGAUGAUGAUUCAUGUUUAGACUCUGAAUGGGCUGACAGUCAUGCCUUGAAAAGACAGUUUCAUGGUGUUAAGGACAUUAAAUGGAGACCAAGAUGAAGCACCUUAUACAAAUGUUUCUCUUUGUGCACUAUAAAUUUAACUGCUGAGAAAACUGAUGCAAAAUUUCUGCAUUAUAAUUUGCAUGAAAUAGUACAUUUUCGUUCUCUAGUAGCAAUUUGUUAUUAACUUAAGUUUGGGCGCAAAAUAUCUUCAAAUUCUUGUGCACAGGCUACCCUUUAGCAGUAGAAGACCAAGGGUUGGUUGGUUGGUUGGGUGUGUGUGUGUUGUAAUUCUGUUUUAAUAGAUUUACAGAUCAAAUGUUUAUCUUUUAAACUAGUUCAUGGAUGACUAUAAUAUUAAAUAGAUCUUUUAUUCUA